This is a messenger RNA of Catharus ustulatus (Swainson's thrush), 716 nucleotides long. RefSeq names its product GABA type A receptor-associated protein (gene GABARAP). The transcript has 4 exons. Bases 16 to 561 code for a protein of 181 amino acids. Gene Ontology annotation, molecular function: ubiquitin protein ligase binding; GABA receptor binding. Gene Ontology annotation, biological process: macroautophagy; autophagy of mitochondrion; cellular response to nitrogen starvation. NCBI's taxonomy places the organism in Eukaryota, Metazoa, Chordata, Aves, Passeriformes, Turdidae. Gene Ontology annotation, cellular component: cytosol; autophagosome; autophagosome membrane. The record is from RefSeq and is a predicted model, not a curated record.
GCGCCGUUGCCGCCAAUGGGAGGCGCUUACGCCGUUUGCGCAGCGUGCGCCGUUGGCGCGGCCGGCGGGGGCGGGCCCAGAUCCCUGCGCGCGCCCCGAGGCUCCGGUCCAGGCCUGGUCCCGGUCCCGGUCCCGGUCCCGGUCCCGGCCCCGAGCAGGCCCCGGCCCCGAGCAGGCCCCGGCCCCGGCCCCCGGCCCGGCCCGGCCAUGAAGUUCCUGUACAAGGAGGAGCAUCCGUUCGAGAAGCGGCGCUGCGAGGGAGAGAAGAUCCGGAAAAAGUACCCGGACCGAGUCCCGGUGAUUGUGGAGAAAGCGCCCAAGGCUCGAAUCGGGGACCUGGACAAGAAGAAAUACCUGGUGCCCUCGGACCUGACAGUGGGCCAGUUCUAUUUCCUGAUCCGGAAGCGGAUCCACCUCCGCGCCGAGGACGCGCUUUUCUUCUUCGUCAACAACGUCAUCCCCCCGACCAGCGCCACCAUGGGCCAGCUCUACCAGGAACACCACGAGGAGGAUUUCUUCCUUUACAUCGCCUACAGCGACGAGAGCGUCUACGGGGCCUGAGCGCGCCGCUGUCCCGCUGUCCCCGCCGUCCCCGCGGCUCUCCCGGUGCUUUCCGCUCCCUCCUUUCCCGUUUUUUCCCCGUUUUUUUCCCGUUCCCGGCCUCCCUUUCCCGCCCCCCCCUCAAAUAAAAGCGACGGAGCCGCCUCAGGGCCUGA